CAUCUUUGUUCACUGGAAGAGAAGACACUUUUUGCCUGCACCUUUCCCUUGAGAGCCACUCCCUCCUUGACAGUCAAAGAGCCAAUCUCUUUGAGGUUGUUGACCGUAUGAUAGCGGAAAAUGGGGAAUGUUAUCUAAGGACGACUGCAGUCACACCAGGGACCUCACUUCAUCCAGGAGGCAAACACAGACAGAAAAGACAAAGAGAGGAAGACUCGUCUGAAGAGGAAGAAAGUCAGAAGAAGAAAAAAGAUGUGGCGAAGAUCAUACGUCAAGGACAAGAUGUAAUGGAAGAUGUUGAACAUAGACUUGUGACGAAACUCCAGGAUUCCUCUGGUACAACACUUACAAACUACAUUAGGACCAGCCUUCAGGAUUUGCAAAAACCAGCACAGAAAACUACCGUUGGAGUGUUUGGUCCAACAGGUUGUGGGAAAAGCUCCCUGCUAAAUGCCAUCCUGGGAGAGCCUGACCUGUUACCAACAGGGUCAGUGGAAGCCUGUACAUCAGUUAUCAUAGAGGUGGAGGCCAAGACUGAGGACUGCUUCAUGGCAACUGUCGAGUUCAUCUCAAAAGAGGAGUGGUACAAGGAGCUAAAAAGUCUUCUGGAAGAUGCUAAGGAUAGAAGCAAUGAUGCCUUCCAUAAAAUGGCAGAGGACAAAAUUAAAGCAUUGUAUGGUGCACGUAACAAAAGCUUUGAGGAGCUCACGAGUGGCAGCUAUUUUCAAAUUGAUGAACUGCUGUCUUUAGGUAGGAAACGUUUCUCGCAUUCUCAGGCUCGGGCCCUCUCCAAAGAAAUCAGACCCUAUAUUACUCAUGGUGAGGAUGACUUUGGGAAGCUGUACUGGCCAAUUGUGAAAGCUGUGAAAAUUGAAGUCCCCAAAAAUAAAGAACUUCCAGAGAAUGUUGUGCUUGUUGACCUUCCGGGAAAUGGAGACCAUAACCAGACAAGAGAUCAGAUGUGGAAAGAGAGACUGAGAUCGUGUACAGCUGUGUGGAUAGUCAGUAAUAUCAACCGAGCUGCUUCUGACAAGGUUGCCUGGGGCAUACUCGACACCAACAUGGCAGAUAUGGUACCAGGAGGAGAAUGCACCAGCAUUGCAUUCAUCUGCACUAAAACGGAUGAUUUGCAUACACAGUCUUACAUGAGGGAAGAGGAACUGGAGGAACUGGGAGAGGAGGAUGUACAAGAAGAGGCUCAGCAGUCGACCAGGCCCAACAUCCCCAAGAAUUUGAGGCAAAAACGAGGAUGUGUUCUACACAGAAAUAACAAAGCCCGAGCUGCAGUGACAAAAAAAGCAUAUGAGAAUUAUGACAUCCAACUUAAAGUGUUUACUGUGAGUUCACAAGAGUUUCUCUCAGAGGAAUAUCUGGAUCAAGAAGACACAGAGAUACCAGGCCUAAGAAAGGCACUGAAGAGUUUCAAUGACCAAAAUAACAGCAAAGUGGCCUUAAAGUUUUUCUCAAGGGCUAGCGGGAUUCUGCACCUUAUUCAAGCCAAAGCAAUGAAUGAAGACAGAUAUAAGUUGCUGGUUGAGCUAGGAGCGACACUGGAGGGGGAAUUGGGGAUUUUGAGAGGGCAUCGUUUAGAAGCAUGCUACGAUAAACUGGAAAAACAACUCACUGAGGGAGUCCAGAAGGCGAGGGACAGUUGUGAUACUAUAUUAAAGCAACAACUGACUUCACCAUCAGGAAACAACCGUGGAUUCCAUAAGACUGUGUCAGCCUUGUGCAGAAAUAAAGGUUACUUCAGGUCCAAAGAUGGAGAAACAAGAGACGUAAACCAGGCUUUGGCUGACAUUGUGCAUCAAAGCAUUAACACAGAGUUCAAUUCCUUAUUCCCAAAUCAGGGGGAAACUGGACAAUCAGUACAGGAGAAGAUCAAUGAAUUCAGCAUCUGCUCCAUCAACGUCAAUGAGGACUACAGCAAGCCUGAAGCAAUGGAUCACAUCCUUAACUUCCUUAAAUGUGAAAUUACAUUUUGCCGGGUCAAGGGAUUCGGUUCCUCUACGCCACCACUGGAUUUUGCCUUGUAGAUCUAUGCGUUACCGCUGGAGCUGUAGGCUUUCCGAAAUAAUUCUGAGCUCUGUUUUCUGAUUUCUGUUUAAUGCUAAGCGGGCUGGUAGCCCUUAUACAUUUGUAAAAUUGUGGAAAUAAUUAUCCCCAUUGCUCCAACAUUUGUUGGAAAACAAUGCAAUGAUUAGGCUAUGUAGAAGCCCGUUACAUUCGCGCGGUUUGAGAGAAUUUAAAUAGCCUAUGAUUUAUAAAUAAUCACUGAGCCUAUAAAUCCUAAUGUAAUAUACCUGUAUAACGUUACGUAGUGCAAUUGGUGUCUGAGAUGCCACUGUCGAAUGAAUGUUGUGCGCAAAGCCAGUAGCCUAGGCUAUUUACUGAUGGAGGAUAUGUUAAUGUAAUAUAACCUAAACUAC
Molecule: messenger RNA, 2429 nt
Organism: Engraulis encrasicolus (European anchovy)
Lineage: Eukaryota; Metazoa; Chordata; Actinopteri; Clupeiformes; Engraulidae
Product: nuclear GTPase SLIP-GC-like
Exons: 14
Coding region: 108-2036 (642 amino acids)
Molecular function (GO): GTPase activity
Source: RefSeq, a predicted model, not a curated record